AUGGAUAUUUUAUUAAAAGAUGAAUUUAUAUCCGAAAAAUCUACACAACGCGAGAUAACCGAAAUUCUAAACAGGGAUUGUGAACCCAAAAAACGUGAAAAACCAUUCCAGUGUAAUAUAUGUGGACAAGCAUUCUCUCGAAAAUAUAUUCUAUCGAAACAUGAAGAAACACAUUCUGGAAUAAAACCAUUUAAGUGUACAAUUUGUGAUCAAAGUUUUUCACGUAUCUCAAAUUUAAAAUUACAUGAACGUAUCCAUACGGGCGAAAAACCAUUUAAAUGUGAAACAUGUGGUUUAACAUUCGCACGUAAAGGUACUCUGAAAGGACAUGAAGUGAUUCACGCACGUGCGAAUUCAUUUAAGUGUAAAUUGUGUGAACAGACAUUUUCGCAUGCACAAAGUUUAAGUAAACAUUCGCUUGUACAUACUGCGACGAAAUUAUUUAAGUGUACGCUUUGUGAUCAGAUUUUUGUACAAAAACAUAGUUUAAAAAAUCAUGAACGUAUACAUAUGGGCAUUAAACCAUUUCGUUGUGAUAUCUGUGGACAACAUUUUACACAGAAACCAAGUUUAAAAGGGCACAUGACUGUUCAUACCGGGGAAAAACCAUUCAAAUGUCAUAUUUGUGGUCAAGUGUUUGCACAUUCGUCCAGUUUAUAUAAGCAUGAGAAAUUACAUAGGGAAGGAAAACGAUAA
This is a messenger RNA of Chrysoperla carnea, 696 nucleotides long. RefSeq names its product gastrula zinc finger protein XlCGF8.2DB-like. Lineage: Eukaryota; Metazoa; Arthropoda; Insecta; Neuroptera; Chrysopidae. The transcript has 2 exons. Bases 1 to 696 code for a protein of 231 amino acids. The record is from RefSeq and is a predicted model, not a curated record.